AUGACCGAGGCCAAGCGCGCGCGGGCGGCGACGCCGCCAUGGCAGCUGUCGCCGAUCGUCCAUGAGGUCAUCACGUCCAUGGAUGCGCCCAUGGACACGCUCCUCGACAACCCGCGCUACUGGGACGGACUCUGGCCGAUCGCCGGUGUGGAAGCCUUGCACCGCAUGGACGCUGCGACGGUGACGAAGGCGCUCCGCAUGGUCAAGGUAGUCGAUGGCGAUGAGGAGCGUGGCGUCGACUUGGCCCGAUUCACAUGA
Saprolegnia diclina VS20 is the source of this 258-nucleotide messenger RNA. RefSeq lists its product as hypothetical. The transcript is spliced from 2 exons. The record is from RefSeq and is a predicted model, not a curated record. Lineage: Eukaryota; Oomycota; Saprolegniomycetes; Saprolegniales; Saprolegniaceae. Bases 1 to 258 code for a protein of 85 amino acids.